Molecule: messenger RNA, 606 nt
Organism: Suillus fuscotomentosus
Lineage: Eukaryota; Fungi; Basidiomycota; Agaricomycetes; Boletales; Suillaceae
Exons: 2
Source: RefSeq, a predicted model, not a curated record
AUGUCCACGGGACAGGCGAGUAAAUGGCGAACCCAUUCAACCAAUUUUUAUGCCUCCCAAGAGCCCCAGUUAAAGCCCGGGUGCAUCAAUAUAUCGCCUUGCUGGUUUCAACAGGGACACGAGGUCUAUGGCUUUAUGCCCGAAGUCUCCGCUACCUUGAAGGGGGACAGGAGCCUGUCGGUCAUCCAAGACAUGCAACGUCCGGGUCUCAUAUCUUCAGCCGCCCUUCGUGUAAUGCACCCGCAGUUAUACCGUGCAUCUAUAUCCACUCAUAUAGAGCUUGGGCAUUGGGCAGACAAGCAAGGAUUGGAUGAUAUGUGCAAGUUCCUUCAACAUUGGACAUCCGUCUACACGGGAGCGGCAAUCAUGUGUAACAGGAAGUCGCCAAGCCAUCGAGAUCCGAAAUGCCCCCCGGAAGGUUUUGAUAUCCUUACCUGCAUAGGCGGCUAUGGCCAUGGCGUAAUGCAAUUGACCAACUUGGGCAUCGAGCUCGCUUAUGAUCCGGGUGUUAUGGUUAGCUAUUCUGGCCGGCUCGUGAGGCACGGCGUUCAAGUUGCCGAGGGAGACAGAAUCGUCUGGGCUUGGUUUAUGCGCGAUAGCGUGCAU